Messenger RNA from Spinacia oleracea (spinach), 1692 nucleotides. RefSeq lists its product as uncharacterized. The record is from RefSeq and is a predicted model, not a curated record. The coding region runs from base 1 to 1692 and encodes 563 amino acids. The transcript has 4 exons. NCBI's taxonomy places the organism in Eukaryota, Viridiplantae, Streptophyta, Magnoliopsida, Caryophyllales, Amaranthaceae.
AUGGAUAACAUUAUUGUGUGGAAUGUGAGAGGUCUGAAUAAUACGAACAAGCAGAAAGAGAUUAGACAUUUUCUCUUAAGCAAUAAUGUUCAGUUAUUCAGCCUCCUGGAAACUAGAGUCAAGGCUUCUCAGCUUCGCUCUAUUCAGUUUAUCCAUUGUAACAUCACAACUACUAGUAAGAAGAUCAGGUUUGGGUGCACCUUUGUGUAUGCCUUUAAUGGGGUCAGUGAAAGGGUGCCUCUGUGGGAUCUCCAAGCUAUAGCAGCAGGCUGUGGGGGGGCUUGGGUGUGUAUGGGGGAUUUUAACAAUCUCCUUAACCUGGAUGAAAGGAUUGGUAUGCCAGUUAGAAUAGGGGAAGUGAAGCCUAUGAGAGACUGUUUCUCAGUGUGUAAACUGGAAGAUAUCAAGACUGCAGGUUGCUUCUUUACAUGGACCAAUAAACAAGAGGGUGAGAAUAGGGUGAUGUCAAAGAUUGAUAGAGUAGUGGCUAACCAGAACUGGGUGGAAUGUUUUGAUACUGCAGUGGCUAACUUCCUUCCUGAAGGAGCUUUUGACCAUUGUCCAGCCAUCAUUAGGACCUACAGUGCUGAUGCUACUCAUAAGCCUUUUCGUUUCUUCAAUAUGUGGUGUAAUGCUCCUGGUUUUGAGGAGUUGGUUGCAAGAGCUUGGGAGGUUCAAAUUAGAGGAUGUGCCAUGUUUAGGAUCUGUCAAAGGCUAAAAGGUUUGAAGAAGGAGUUUAGGGAGUUGAACAAGCAGGGAUUCAGUGACAUGCAUGCUAGAGAUGCUACAGCCCUUGCUGAGUUAACUGAAGCACAGAAACAACUACACUCUAACCCCCUUUGUGAUGAUCUCAAAAGAAAGGAGAUGAAAGGAAGUGUCAAAGAUGCCUUCUUAAACUUCUAUCAAACCUUGCUUGGCACAACCAUGGGAGAGAGGAAACAUGUGAACCCCACAAUUAUGGCUAUGGGCUCAUCCCUCUCUGAGGAUGAUUGGCACCUACUCAAUAGAAGCAUCACUGCAGAGGAGGUUAAGGAAGCUAUGUUCUCUAUUGGGAGUGAUAAGUCUCCUGGUAUGGAUGGCUAUGGUAGCAAGUUCUACAAGGCUACUUGGGACACAGUGGGAUAUGAUGUGGUGGAAGCUGUCCAGGACUUUUUCAAUAAUGGUAAGCUUCUGGAAAAUCUGAAUGCUACCUCAAUUACUUUGAUUCCUAAAACAAACUGUCCUGCAACUGUGAUGGAUUUUAGACCAAUAUCUUGUUGUCAUGUCAUUUACAAAUGCAUUACAAAGUUUUUGUGUUCAAGAUUACAGCCAGUGCUUCCUAAUGUCAUUUCUAAGAACCAAGGGGGUUUUAUUGAAGGGAGAAGUAUUCUCCAUAAUGUUUUGAUAUGCCAGGACUUGGAGAUGCUGCAAGCUUUGAAUUUUCCUGAACAUUUCAGGAAACUUAUUAUGGUUUGCCUCACCUCUACAAAGUAUACUUUGCUUCUCAAUGGGAGUAAUCAUGGCUAUUUUGCUGCAAAAAGGGGUCUAAGACAAGGAGAUCCCCUCUCCCCUCUUUUGUUUGUGAUCUGCAUGGAUUAUUUGUCAAGAACAAUGGCCUAUGUUGGUACACUGCACAAUUUCAAGUUCCACCCAAGGUGUUCUAGCAUGGCUCUAAACCAUCUCUGCUUUGCAGAUGAUGUGUUAGUUCUGUAA